CGUGAUGCCAUCACUCUUUUAUAUAUAUAGAUUGAUGGACUAACUAAGGAAAGCAUUCCAAGCCCAGACGGCACCGAGUUGGUUAACACCUCCUCCCUCUUUCCUUGAACCCGGUGCCAAAUCCUAAAGCGCCUGGAUCUGAUUUGCUGCGGCGCUCACCCUGUCCCUCCCAGCCUUGCAGGGAAAGCAGGCCAAGGGUUGAUCCAGGGAAGGAAGGAAAGAAAGAAAGAGAGAAAGAAAGAGAGAAAGAGGCCGUCCUGGCCUCUGACGUAGGGCUGACACCGAGAGAUUGCUCCGGCUUGGCCUCUCCUCCUGAAUAUUCAUGGCUGCUGGACGCCUGGGAAGGCCACGGCAAUGGCAUGACCGCUUUGCGACUCCUCACAAUCCCACCCUGCCUUAGCCUGGCCUCUUCUCUCUUGUUUGGGUCUGUAAAAAAAGACUCGAAAAGGCCCGGCUGCCCUAGAUCUGGGGCCAUGGCAUGACAUCCGGGGAGAAGAAAGCAUUUCCCAGCCCAACAAAAGCGGGGAGCGCAGAAAGGAAAGGCGGAAAACACUUUGGGAAGAGCAGGCGAGGAGGGUCGGAGCAGCAUUGUGCGUGAGACAAAUGAUGGCAUCUUCCCAGCUGCCUCCGGGCUCUUCUUCACUAGGAGAUGGGGCAUCGCCAGGGGGGCCCCCACAGGCCUCGGCGGAAGCGGAUGAAGAUGCAGGGGAGGCCUUUGAUUUCGAGGAGAGUGAGGAGGAGGAGGAUGAAGAAGAGGACGGCACGCGCCUAGUGGUCAGCGGCGCCCGGACGGAGCUGGGCUCCCGGGGGGCCCUCCAAGACCCUCCCCCCAGGCGGAGGUCCAGCGUCAGCGAAGACCUGGAGCCCUUUGACGAGUGGGAGGCCGAAGAGGCGCUCCUCGAGGACCGGAACCCAUUGCUGACCUCCUCUGAUUCUGGCAGCCACCUUGAUCCUUUUGGUUCCCAAACGCAGCCAGAUGUUCUGGGCCUUGUGAGCAAUGGAGACGUUGGCACCCCUCAAGCUGGGACGCGGAUCUACAGCUGGAAAAAGCAGAGCUUCCGCAGAACCAAGUCAUCAGGUGGACAGGUUGUCCCCGCCGCUACCGAAGAAGAUGUGAUCUAUGACGACGUCCCUUACGAAAAUGUGGAGCCGGAGCAACGUGAUUCGGACAGAAACCUGAUUUAUGAGGAUGUCCCUCACGACAACAAGGAGCUGCAAGAGGCUGAGGAUCUAGGAUGGAGCUCCAGUGAGUUCGAAAGCUACAGCGAAGACUCUGCGGAUGAGAACAAGCUGGAGGCGGAACCGGCCAAGCCGAAGGUCUCCUUCCAGCCAAAGCCGCGUUCUCCAGACCUCCACAGGCUAAAGGAGAGAUACAGCAGGACCAAGAGAGACAUCUUGGCCUUGAGAGUCGGGGGGAGAGACAUGCAGGAACUCAAGCAACGCUACGACUGUAAGAUGACACAGCUGAUGAAAGCCGCCAAGAGCGGCACCAAGGACGGUCUGGAGAAAACCAAGAUCGCCAUGAUACGGACCUUCCUGCAUAAGAAAGAAACACCAGGCGAUUCCGAAGAGGAAGACAUGGGAUUCUUGGAGGUCCCGGUGACGGAUAUGAAGCAGCUGCUUCCAGAGUUGGGCCCAAUGCCUGAAGGAUUAAGCCCUCAACAGGUCAUUCGGCGGCACAUCCUCGGCUCCAUUGUGCAAAGCGAGAGGAGCUACGUGGAUUCCUUGAGGCGCAUCCUACAGGAUUACAGGAACCCUCUGAUGGAGAUGGAGCCCAAAGUGCUGAGCGCCCGGAAGUGCCAGGUGGUCUUCUUCCGGGUCAAGGAGAUCCUCCAGUGCCACUCCAUGUUCCAGAUCGCCCUGUCCUCCCGGGUGGCCGAGUGGGACACGACCGAGAAGAUCGGCGACCUCUUCGUGGCCUCGUUCUCCAAGUCGAUGGUGCUGGACGUGUACAGCGAGUACGUCAACAACUUCACCGGCGCCAUGUCCCUGAUCAAGAAGGCCUGCCUCACCAAGCCGGCGUUCCUGGAGUUCCUCAAGAAGCGACAGAUGGGCAGCGUGGACCGGGUCACGCUCUACGGACUGAUGGUGAAGCCCAUCCAGAGGUUCCCCCAGUUCAUCCUCCUGCUGCAGGACAUGCUCAAGAACACCCCGAAAGGCCACGCGGACCGGCUGUCCCUCCAGCUGGCCCUCACCGAGCUGGAGACCUUGGCGGAGAAACUCAACGAGCAGAAGCGACUGGCUGACCAACUGGCGGAGAUUCAGCAGCUGACCAAGAGCAUCAGCGACCGCAGCAGCCUCCACAAGUUGUUAACCUCGGGUCAGCGCCAACUGCUUCUCUGCGAGACGUUGACCGAGACGGUGUACGGAGACCGCGGUCAGCUCAUCAAGUCCAAGGAGCGGAAAGUCUUCCUGCUGAACGACAUGCUGGUCUGCGCCAACAUCAAUUUCAAGCCGAUCAAUACCAGGGGGCAGCUUGAGAUCAGCAGCCUGGUCCCUCUGGGGCCCAAGUACAUUGUGAAGUGGAACGCGGCCCUCCCGCAGGUCCAGGUGGUGGAGGUCGGACAGGAGAGCGGUGGCGGCGGUGGUGGUGGCAACAGCGGAGCCCAGGAGAAGGACCACCUGGUGGUCCAGAACGUGGCCUCCAAGCGCCACAUGCCCAGCAGCCAGGCUUCCGCACACAAUAAGGUCUACCUGGGCCCGCCUCGCCUCUUCCAGGAGCUCCAGGACCUUCAGAAGGACCUUGCGGUGGUGGAACAGAUCACUCUGCUCAUCAGCACCCUCCACGGGACCUACCAGAACCUGAACAUGACGGUGGCCCAAGACUGGUGCCUGGCCCUCCAGCGCCUGAUGCGGGUCAAGGAGGAAGAGAUCCACUCGGCCAACAAAUGCCGCCUCCGCCUCCUCCUCCCCGGAAAGCCGGACAAGUCCGGCCGCCCCAUCAGCGUCAUGGUGGUUUUCAUCACCCCGAACCCGCUCAGCAAAAUCUCCUGGGUGAAUCGCUUGCACUUGGCCAAAAUCGCCCUCCGAGAAGAGAACCAGCCCGGCUGGCUGUGUCCCGAGGAAGACAAGAAGAGCAAGGCUCCCUUCCGCUGCCCCAUCCUGGUCUGCCGCCUCUCGGCCUUCUCCUCCAGAGCCCUGGACUUGCAGUUGGGUGCCGCUGUCCACAGUCCGGUCCAUUCUUCCUUGCUGGGCUUCUCUGCCGUCAGCACGUCUCUCCCGCAAGGCUACCUUUGGGUUGGCGGUGGCCAAGACGGGGCCGGUGGCCAAGUGGAGAUCUUCUCCUUGAACCGUUGUGUGCCUCGGACGGUCAAGUCCUUCCCCGUGGCCUCCCGGGUCCUGUGUGCGGAGUACAUUCCGGAGCGGAGCGAAGCGGAGAAGGACGAAGAGGAGGACGGCUCCCCAACAGCCACCGACCAAGCCUUGCCGGCACAGCCCGCCAUAUGCCUUGGUCUGCAGGAUGGCAGCAUCCUGGUCUACGGCAGCGUGGACACCGGGAUGCAGUGCCUGCUGACGGUCAAAAGCCCCGGCCUCCAACCCGUCCUCUGCCUGAAACACAACGCCGAUUACGUCUUUGCCGGCCUGCAGGACGGGACUGUCGCCGCCUUCCCCAGGAGCAACGCGGCCGGGGGACUCUGGGAUGCCAAAGUCGAGCCCACUUUACUGACAGUCGGACUGGCGCCGGUGAGGACGCUGCUCACGUUGGACGACGCUUUGUGGGCCAGUUGCGGGAACCAGAUCACCGUCUUCGACGCCGCCAGCCUCAAAGCGCAGCAAACCUUUGAGGCCCAUCCGGAGGCGGAGGCCAGCGUGACACACGCCAUCAAGGCCGGCAGCGGGGUCUGGAUGGCCUUCGUCCUGGGCUCCUCCAUCCGCCUCUUCCACACCGAGACCCUGGAGCUCCUGCAGGAGAUCAACGUGGCCACCCGGACCACCUUCGCCCUUCCAGGCCAGAAGAACGUCCGGGUCACCAGCCUCCUGAUUUGCCAGGGUCUGCUGUGGGUCGGCACCGAUUUGGGCAUCCUGGUCCUGCUUCCCGUCCCCCGACUGGAAGGCAUCCCGAAAAUCACAGGGAAAGGCAUGGUCUCCCUCAACGGCCACUGUGGUCCCGUGGAGUUCCUGGCGGUGGCCCUGAGCACCUUGGCACCGGAUGUCCUGAAGAGUGACAAGGAGGAGGAGGACCCGGCAGCCGAGGCCCCUUUGGAGGAGGAGGCAGAGGGGACCGAGGGGCCCGAGAGCCACCCUCCCUCGCGGGGACCAAGGAAGAAGGGUGUCCUCCUCCAGUACCGCCUCCGCUCCACCUCCCACCUCCCGGGCCAGCGGCUGUCGGUGCGGGAGGCCUCUCCGGUCCCCGGGGCCCCUGCGGAGCACACCGAGGAGGACGGCUCUGUCUACGAAAUGGCCGACGACCCGGACGUCUGGGUACGGAGCCGGCCCUGCGCCCGGGAAGCCCACCGGAAGGAGAUCUCCUCCUUGGCCGUGGUCUCCGGCGGGCGGGGCUACCGCAACGUCAACCCCAAUGGGAAGCUGCCGGCCAACAGCGAGACGGACAGCACCCUGCUCAUGUGGCAGGUGCCUUUGAUCCUAUAGCAUCCGCCACCCCCUUCUUUCAGUCUGGACAAUCGCAACACACAAAGGCCUUCUUUCCAAGUGAGUGGGGAGUCCGUGCCGGAUUUUUGGAGAGCAGCACAGAGUUUGGAGGAAAACAUGGAUUCCCUUUCCCUACUGACCUGGGAGGUAUCUUUUUUGGGGGGAACUGGACUCCUUCCACUUUCAGAUCUUUUCCCCAUCCUUGCAUAUAGAGCUGUUCAAGGUCCUGACUUCAAUUCAGCACCAAGGAAAACAUGGAGUGGAUUCCUUUUCCCUACUGACGUGGAAGAUAUCGUUUUUUGGGUGUAAACUGGACACCUUGGAAUGGCAUCUCCUUCCACUUUCAGGUCUUUCCUCUUCUUUGGCUAUAGAGCUCUCCAAGAUCCUGACUUCAAUUCAGCACCAAGGAAAACAUGGAGUGGAUUCCUUUUCCCUACUGACCUGGAAGGUAUCCUUUUUGGGCAGAAACCGGUUUCCUUGGAAUGGCAUCCCCUUCCACUUUCAGAUCUCUUCCCCAUCUUUGGAUAUAGAGCUCUCCAAGGUUCUGACUUCAAUUCAGCACCAAGGAAAACAUGGAGUGGAUUCCCUUUCCCUACUGACCUGGAAGGUAUCUUUUUUGGGGAAAACUGGACUCUUUCCACUUUCAUAUCUUUCCUCAUCCUUGCAUAUAGAGCUCUCCAAGGUUCUGACUUCAAUUAAGUACCAAAGAAAACAUAGAAUGGAUUUUCUUUCACUACUGAUCUGGAAGGUAUCUCUUUUGGAGGAAAGUGUAUUCCUUGAAAUGGCAUCUCCUCCCACUUUCAGAUCUUUCCCCAUCUUUGGAUAUAGAGCCCUUUAAAGUUCUGACUUCAAUUCAGCAUCAAGGAAAACAUGGAUUCUUUUUCCCUACUGACCUGGAAGGCAUCUUUUUUGGGGAAAACUGGACUCUUUCCACUUUCAGAUCUUUCCUCAUCCUUGCAUAUAGAGCUCUCCAAGGUCCUGACUUCAAUUCAGCACCAAGGAAAACAUGGAGUGGAUUCCCUUUCCCUACUGACCUGGAAGGUAUCUUUUUUGGGGGAAACUGGACUCUUUCCACUUUAAGAUCUUUUCCUAUCUUUGGAUAUAGAGCUCUCCAAGGUCCUGACUUCAAUUCAGCACCAAGGAAAACAUGGAGUGGAUUCCCUUUCCCUACUGACCUGGAAGGUAUCUUUUUUGGGGAAAACUGGACUCUUUCCACUUUCAGAUCUUUUCCCAUCUUUGGAUAUAGAGCUCUCCAAGGUCCUGACUUCAAUUCAGCACCAAGGAAAACAUGGAGUGGAUUCCCUUUCCCUACUGACCUGGAAGGUAUCUUUUUUGGGGAAAACUGGACUAUUUUCACUUUCAGAUCUUUCCUCAUCCUUUCAUAUAGAGUUCUCCAAGGUUCUGACUUCAAUUAAGUACCAAAGAAAACAUGGAAUGGAUUUUCUUUCACUACUGAUCUGGAAGGUAUCUCUUUUGGAGGAAAGUGUAUUCCUUGAAAUGGCAUCUCCUCCCACUUUCAGAUCUUUCCCCAUCUUUGGAUAUAGAGCCCUUUAAAGUUCUGACUUCAAUUCAGCAUCAAGGAAAACAUGGACUCUUUUUCCCUACUGACCUGAAAGGUAUCUUUUUUGGGGAAAACUGGACUCUUUCCACUUUCAGAUUUUUACCCAACUUUGGCUCUAGAGCUCUCCAAGGUCCUGGCUUGAAUUCAUCACCGAGGAAAAUAUGGAGUGGUUUCCUUUUCCUUACUGACCUGGAAGGUAUCUUUUUUUGGGAGAACUGGACUUCUUCCACUUUCAGCUCUUUCCCCAUCUUCAGAUAUAGAGCUCUCCAAGGUUCUGACUUCAAUCCAGCAUCAAGGAAAACAUGGAGUGGGAUUGUGUUGUCGAAGGCUUUCAUGGCCAGAAUCACAGGGUUGUUGUAUGUCUUUCGGGCUGUGUGGCCAUGUUCCAGAAAACUUACGGCAUUUGUCAAAUUUUUGUUUUUGUCUCUUGGUGUGGAGAACCAUGUCUUUCUCCAUUCUGGAACAUGGCCACACAGCCCGAAAGACAUACAACAACCCAUGGAGUGGGAUUCUCUUUCCCCACUGACCUGGAAGGUAUCUUUUUAGGGGGGAACUGGACUCCUUCCACUUUCAGAUUUCCCCCCAUCCUUGCAUAUAGAGCUGUCCACGGUCCUGACUUGAAUUCAGCACUGAGGAAAACAUGGAGUAGAUUCGUUUUCCCUACUGACCUGGAAGGUAUCCUUUUUUGGGUGGAAACUGGACUCCUUGGAAUGGCAUCUCCCUCCACUUUCAUAUCUUUCCUCUUCUUUGGCUAUAGAGCUCUACAAGGUUCUGACUUCAAUCCAGCAUCAAGGAAAACAUGGAGUGGGUUCCCUUUCCCCACUGACCUGGGAGGUAUCGUUUUGGGGGGAACUGGACUCCUUACACUUUCAGAUCUUUCCCCACCUUUGGCUAUAGAGCUCUCCAAGGUCCUGGCUUGAAUUCAGCACUGAGGAAAACAUGGAAUGGAUUCCUUUUCCCUACUGACCCGGAAGGUAUCUUUUUUGGGGGAAACUGGACUCUUUCCACUUUCAGAUCUUUUCCCAUCUUUGGAUAUAGAGCUCUCCAAGGUCCUGACUUCAAUUCAGCACCAAGGAAAACAUGGAGUGGAUUCCCUUUCCCUACUGACCUGGAAGGUAUCUUUUUUGGGGAAAACUGGACUCUUUCCACUUUCAGAUCUUUUCCCAUCUUUGGAUAUAGAGCUCUCCAAGGUCCUGACUUCAAUUCAGCACCAAGGAAAACAUGGAUUCCCUUUCCCUACUGACCUGGAAGGUAUCUUUUUUGGGGAAAACUGGACUAUUUUCACUUUCAGAUCUUUUCCCAUCCUUGCAUAUAGAGCUCUCCAAGGUUCUGACUUCAAUUAAGUACCAAAGAAAACAUGGAAUGGAUUUUCUUUCACUACUGAUCUGGAAGGUAUCUCUUUUGGAGGAAAGUGUAUUCCUUGAAAUGGCAUCUCCUCCCACUUUCAGAUCUUUCCCCAUCUUUGGAUAUAGAGCCCUUUAAAGUUCUGACUUCAAUUCACCAUCAAGGAAAACAUGGACUCUUUUUCCCUACUGAUCCGGAAGGUAUCUUUUUUGGGGGAAAACUGGACUCUUUCCACUUUCAGAUCUUUCCCCACCUUUGGCUAUAGAGCUCUCCAAGGUCCUGGCUUGAAUUCAGCACUGAGGAAAACAUGGAAUGGAUUCCUUUUACCUACUGACCCGGAAGGUAUCUUUUUUGGGGGAAAACGGACUCUUUCCACUUUCAGAUCUUUCCCCAACUUUGGCUAUAGAACUCUCCGAAGUCCUGACUUGAAUUCAACACUGAGGAAAACAUGGAGUGGAUUCCCUUUCCCUACUGACCUGGAAGGUAUCCUUUUUGGGCGGAAACUGGAUUCCUUGGAACGGCAUCACCCCAAAUUUCAUGUCUUUGGAUAUCUUUGCGAAAGUAACUCCUCUGCUCCUCCUUGAAGAGAGAUGAGGCCUUGUUUUCUAAGCUCCUUCUCCUUUGAAACCUCUUGCGGAUUUGUAGGACUCCUCUUCAGACUCCAAGCUCUUUUCUUUUUUGUUUCUAGGAAGCAAGAAAGCUUGAGAUCUUGCUUUUCUUUUCAAAGAAGAACCCAUAGGAAUUGGUGUGCUCUUGCCGGUUCUGGAGUGGCCAGGCUUUACGUGUUAUUGUCUCCUUUUCCCUUCCUUGCUCCCAAAGGAAGGCAAAAGGAUCUGUGUAUCAACGUGUGAAUAUAUAUAUAUUAAAUCUGUAUAUUAUUACAUUGUAUACAUUUUUAAGAAAUCUGUAUAUAUUGGGUGCAUCUUCAGAUGCAGGAAUAAAGGUGGUUUAAAAAUACGA
Molecule: messenger RNA, 8455 nt
Organism: Anolis carolinensis (green anole)
Lineage: Eukaryota; Metazoa; Chordata; Lepidosauria; Squamata; Anolidae
Gene: arhgef10l
Product: Rho guanine nucleotide exchange factor 10 like
Exons: 29
Coding region: 604-4590 (1328 amino acids)
Biological process (GO): positive regulation of stress fiber assembly; SREBP signaling pathway; actin cytoskeleton organization
Cellular component (GO): cytosol
Molecular function (GO): guanyl-nucleotide exchange factor activity; protein binding
Source: RefSeq, a predicted model, not a curated record